Molecule: messenger RNA, 1748 nt
Organism: Strongylocentrotus purpuratus (purple sea urchin)
Lineage: Eukaryota; Metazoa; Echinodermata; Echinoidea; Camarodonta; Strongylocentrotidae
Product: cilia- and flagella-associated protein 97
Exons: 3
Coding region: 132-1652 (506 amino acids)
Biological process (GO): spermatogenesis
Source: RefSeq, a predicted model, not a curated record
CGACGCUUCUGACGUCACAGUUGCUACAACACAUAUUCAAGCUGGUGCUGAAGAAUAUAUGAAAGUUCGGACACUGAUGGGUUAAAUUUGAAGCAUAUUUAGACUAUUUUAACUCAACCGAUGAACACAGAAUGGACCAGCACGGUAGCUCAGAUCCGAUAGAUUUCGACUUUUUCGACGAAGGUCCAUCAACGAAGCGUAGUUCGAGGUCCAACGCUGCGGAUCCAAAACCUAACCGACCUCAGAGCGGUAAGCGGAGCGGCAGUGCACGGGGAUACGACGGGGACAAUGAUAGAGAGUCGGUGCGUAGUGCAGCUAGCAGCCGUAGCAGUGUAAGCGUCCGAAUUCCAACAGCAACUCCAACUCACGAUGAUGGUAAUGAAGCGGAUUACUACUCUGAUGAUUUUGAUGAUAGUGAUAAAGAACGACAGAAGGCAAAAAAUGGUAGUGACACGUUUCGUUUUAACGAUGAAAUUGAUGCCCUCAAAGAAAAACGACAUGAGAGAGGAGGAGAUGGUCGUAAUGGGAAGGCCACAUCUAAAACUGGUCCGAAAUCUCGUCCAAAAACCUCUGUCAGUAGAAGAAGAUCACAUAGUUCAAGUUCCAAUUCAUCCACUGAAAGCUCAAGAUCAAGCUCUAGUUUUACUUCAGAGUCGAGUCAAAGUCACAGAGACAAUGACAGUGUGACAGAUGUAUCGCCCUUGCAAAGUCCGCGGAGUUCACCUAUUCCCAAGCUAGAAUAUGAUGAACAAGCAAUGGAUCGGGAAACAGAGCGAAUGCGAAGUGUACACUUUGAAGAAGACGACAUAGACAGUUACAGAGAUUCCAAUGAAAGACGUGCCAAAGGCAGACCCAAAUCAUCAAAGACCAGAGAGAGUCGAAAGGUGACAAAAACUCCUGGCUACUCUCAAUAUAAUGAGGAUCCUCGUCUACGAGAAACAGAAGCAAAAGAACUGAGCAUGCUGCUACGAGCAGUGCUAGAAUUGGAUGAAACGCCGAAGGAGUCCGACUUGUCUGCACUUCACAAGAAUUUAAAGAGACCAAUCUCUGGGAAGAGGAAAAGUCGACCACAGUCUGCCCCAAUGCCUCACCAGAGAAUGAACAUGUCAUUUAGUAAUGAUGAAGUGAAACGUAUUGAUAAAGAUAAUAGUAGACUCCUGGAGAAGAUCAUUGGGAGGUCUUCUGAGCCUUCUAGAUCAGGCCGAGGCACUAGACCAAGCAGUGCAAAGCAUACCACCAAUGCCCCAGAGAAACCAGUCAGUCAUUCAGCAGUGAAAAGACAGAGAGAACAACGCAGAAUUGAGAUUGAAAACAUGCAAAUCUUGAAGCGUAUCGAGGCAGCGCGGGCCAACCCAGAGGUGGAGAAAAAUGCCCUGAUGAAGGAUUAUCAUCAGCAGAUGCAGUAUGCUACACAGGUCUCCAAGACCCCUGGAGGACCUAGAUCAAGACCAACCAGUGCUAAACGAUCAGGUAAAGCCUACAGCACCGGUGGAAUGAACAGGGCAUCCAGCAUGUCCAGUCUGGGUACAGACUUCAGUGGUGAUACCUUCACUUCGUCUAGUACCGGCCGGUCUCGACCCAGGAGUGCAAAGUGGUCUGGUUAUAAAGCUGGUAAACCUGCAUGGGAUGAUCGUUUCUACCUUGAUGGCUAGACAAAACAUCUACAUCUAAACAUUCAGUGAUGACCAGUGUGUUCUUUUUGUGGGAAUUGGGCCUCGUGUUUUAACCAACAUUAGUUUUUAUUACAG